Molecule: messenger RNA, 2298 nt
Organism: Puma concolor (puma)
Lineage: Eukaryota; Metazoa; Chordata; Mammalia; Carnivora; Felidae
Source: RefSeq, a predicted model, not a curated record
AUGGAGCCCGGCGAAAGGAGGAGGCUCUCAUCCGCCUCCCUGGAAGGAGACCUGAGAGAAGAAAAUAGUCAGUGUCGUGCUCGCCCCCUUCUGGCCGCCCGCGGUUUAAGACGCGAACGGGGUGGGGGCAAAGGGCUCAGGCGCAAAGCGCAGGGCGCUGAAAAGAAGAUUUUCUCCAUCUACGGGCACUACCCAGUGAUACGGGCCGCCCUCCGAAGAAAGGGCUGGGUGGAGAAGAAGUUCCACUUUCUGCCCAAGGUCCUCCUGAAUGUGGACGAUGACAAUGUGGGGGUGACAGGUAGAUCCAGGUUGGUCAAAAACGAAAUGCCGUACUUGCUCUGGACCAUCAAAAGGGAUGUCGUUGACUAUCACAGCUUGAACUGUGACCAGAUGCUGAAUCACUAUGGGAAGACGGCUUCCUUCACCACCAAGAUCGGGCUGUGUGUGAACAUGCGGAACCUACCGUGGUACGUCCAGGCCGACCCUGACUCCUUCUUCCCACGUUGCUACGGCCUCUGCACCGAGAACGAGAAGCAAGAAUUCCUGGACGACUUCCGGCGGACGGUGGCCUCCAGCAUCCUCAAGUGGGUGGUCAGGCACCACAAGUGCGGCAGCAGCGGGGAGGCCGGCGACCGCGGCCCCGGCAGCAAGAAAGUUCCCGAGGAUGCGGAAUCCAAGCCCAUGGGCCUCUCGGGGGAGCUCGUGGACACCGCAUGCAAGGUGUGCCAGGCCUACCUGGGUCAGCUGGAGCACGAGGACAUCGACAUCUCCAAGGACGCCGCCCAGGACCUCACGGAGGACGAGUGGAAGGACCUGACGCAGCAAUACUACUCCCUCGUUGACGGUGAUGCUUUCAUCUCCAAUUCGAGAAAUCACUUUUCGCAGUGCCAGGCCCUGCUGAACAAAAUCACGUCUGUGAACCCUCAGACGGAGAUCGACGGGCUUCGGAACAUAUGGAUCAUCAAGCCUGCAGCCAAGUCCCGCGGCCGAGACAUAGUGUGCAUGAACCGAGUGGAAGACAUCUUGCAGCUGGUGACCGCAGACCACCCGUCCGCCAAGGACAACAAGUGGGUGGUGCAGAAGUACAUCGAGACGCCGCUGCUCAUCUACGACACCAAGUUUGACAUCAGGCAGUGGUUCCUGGUCACCGACUGGAACCCCCUGACCAUCUGGUUCUACAAGGAAAGCUACCUGCGGUUUUCAACACAGCGCUUCUCCCUGGACAACCUGGACAGCGCCAUCCACCUGUGCAACAACUCCAUCCAGAAGCACCUGAAGAACGACGAGGAACGCAGCCCCCUGCUGCCCUACCACAACAUGUGGACCAGCACCAGGUUCCGGGAGUACCUGCAGAAGAGGGGCCGCGGGGCCGUGUGGGCCAGCGUCAUCUACCCGGCCAUGAAGCGGGCCGUCGCCAACACCAUGAGGGGGGUGCAGGACCACGUGGAGCCACGCAAGAACAGCUUCGAGCUGUACGGGGCCGACUUCAUCCUGGGCCGCGACUUCCAGCCCUGGCUGAUCGAGAUCAACUCCAGCCCCACCAUGCACGCGUCCACGCCCGUCACGGCACAGCUGUGCGCCCAGGUGCAGGAGGACACCAUCAAGGUGGUGGUGGGUCGCAAGGUUGACCGCAACUGCGACGUCGGCAACUUUGAGUUGCUGUGGAGACAGCCUGGAGUGCAGGUCCCUAAUGGCAGCGAUCUUCUGCUGUCUUCACCGCUCACCCCGGCAGCUGGGGCUGUGCGGGGGCCCACGGGCGGUGCCCAGAGAAUCCGGGUGGCAGAGCCAGAACUAAGCCCUCCUGGGGCCCAGCUGCCAGCGGAGGGUGCAGAGACCCGGCGGCCUGGGGCAAGCUCCGUGCCCAGCAGCGAGGAGAUGGCCGCGUCCCCCGGAGGGGGCGAGGAAGCAGGGCGCGGGCCCAGCACUGACUGCACAAUGGUGACCGAAACCCAGCUUGCUGCCCCCAAGCACUCCUGCCGGUGCCGCAAGCGGAUCAAGGGGAUCUUCUGCCUCCUGAGUCACCGCAGCCGAGCCUCACGCUUUGCCGCCACCUUGCACAGGUGUCCCUUCCGGGACAGGACACGUCCCCACCGCCCGCUAGCUGUCCCCAGGCCAGCACCACCUGUCCGGAGCUUCUCUCUGUUCCGGGCACCGCAGAGUGAGCCAGGAGUCCGCGGCAUCGGUGGCUUUAAUGCCGUAGCAAACGGGACCUCUUUUUACACCACGUUCUCGAGGCACGGCAUGCACACGGUGAGAGCAGGUCUUGCACAGACACCUGCACCACCCCCGCCCGGGUGA